AUGUCUAUCGAUCGGUCAGAGGUUCUGAGCAAUGUCUGGAGGGACGGCAUCUUUGAUAACAAAGUCGUCUUCGUGACAGGAGGCGCCGGUACCAUCUGCAGCGUCCAGACGAAGGCCUUGGUCUACCUGGGCGCUAAUGCCUGCAUCAUUGGCCGCAACGUUGAGAAGACGGAGAAAAUGGCCAAGGAGAUUGCUGCCGUGCGCAAGGGAGCCAAGGUGCUUGGUAUCGGCGCAAUCGAUGUUAGGAAGUUCGAGAGCCUGCAAGGUGCGGUCGAUCGGUGUAUUAGUGAACUGGGUCAAAUAGACUUCGUCAUUGCCGGUGCAGCAGGCAAUUUUGUUGUGCCCCUGGCCGGACUCUCACCCAACGGUUUCAAGUCUGUCAUCGAGAUAGACACGAUCGGGACAUUCAACACCAUCAAAGCCACCAUUGACCACCUUGUCGAGUCCGCAGCUCGGAACCCCAACCCACCAGCACCAGGCCAGGUCAGCACUGGCGGUCGCUUCAUCGCUGUCUCGGCUGCGUUCCACUAUACCGGCAUGCCUCUGCAAUCGCACGUGAGCGCCGCUAAAGCAGGCGUAGACAGCCUCAUGGCGAGUGUUGCUCUGGAAUAUGGGCCGCUCGGUGUUGUCUCGAAUGUCAUCACCCCCGGCCCUAUUGCGGGUACCGAGGGCAUGGACCGGCUAGCUGCUGCGGAUUCGCACAACUCAAAAGCAGCCACCAGAGCCAUCCCGAGCGGCCGUUGGGGCACGGUCCGCGACAUUGCGGAUGCCACCGUGUUCAUGUUCAGUGAUGCCUCUAACUACAUCAACGGUCAUGUGCUAGUUGUGGAUGGGUCUUCCUGGCGAAGUCCUGCGUCGAUGUCUGUGGGUCUCGAGGAGGACAUGAAGUAUCCCGAUUUCCUGAUCACAGGACACUCCAAGAACAUCAAGACGGGGAAGAAGGAUAGUAAGUUAUAA
This is a messenger RNA of Cryphonectria parasitica EP155, 957 nucleotides long. RefSeq lists its product as uncharacterized. Gene Ontology annotation, molecular function: 2,4-dienoyl-CoA reductase (NADPH) activity. The record is from RefSeq and is a predicted model, not a curated record. Bases 1 to 957 code for a protein of 318 amino acids. NCBI's taxonomy places the organism in Eukaryota, Fungi, Ascomycota, Sordariomycetes, Diaporthales, Cryphonectriaceae. Gene Ontology annotation, biological process: fatty acid catabolic process. The transcript is spliced from 4 exons.